AUGGCAAAGAAGCUUGUUGCAGUGUUUCUCAUGUGCAUUGUUGUCCUCGCAGCAGUGCAUGUGCAUGAAGUUGUAGCCGAUGAAGAAGUGUACAAAUCAUGCUAUGCACCCUGUCACCAGGAUUGCUCAUCCGAAGGCAAUGGCUAUACCUUCUGUGAAAUGAAGUGCGACGGUGACUGUGGGGCUAAAGAGCUUCAAGCAAGAGUACUGACAAAGGCAAAAAGAGGGGAGAAGACCGAAAUUGUUUUGGCAAGUAACGCCAAUAAAGGCAUUUCCAUGCCUCUGGUGGCUAGCAUCGGAGCAUGGUGCAUCUGGCUCUCCAUUGAGACAGUGAAAUUUCACCCACGGAAGUCCUUCUUCGUGGAUCUAGAAAUUGACAAGGAUGCACCAAAGCUUAUUGCAUCAAGAUCACAUGGAUCUUUAAGGGAUGCUGAGAUGGCCUUUGAACAACUGAAUUUGAUUGGGUAG
Messenger RNA from Ilex paraguariensis (yerba mate), 468 nucleotides. The record is from the annotation of a GenBank genome assembly. NCBI's taxonomy places the organism in Eukaryota, Viridiplantae, Streptophyta, Magnoliopsida, Aquifoliales, Aquifoliaceae.